AUGUCAACCAUAACCGUUCCAACAGAAGUUCCUCCUGUUUCCGAUGACGUUGAGCAGCUUCGUAAAGCUUUUGAAGGAUGGGGAACAAAUGAGGGUUUGAUCAUUGAGAUCUUAUCACACAGAAAUGCUGAACAACGUAAGCUUAUUCGACACACUUAUGCCGAGACUUACAAUGAAGAUCUCCUUAAAGCGCUGGACAAGGAACUUACACGUGACUUUGAGAGGAUUGUCCUCCUGUGGACACUUGAUCCCCCUGAGCGUGAUGCAUAUUUAGCCAACGAAGCAACAAAGAAAGGGGGUAAAAGUGAUCAAGUUCUUGUUGAGAUAGCUUGCAGCAGGUCUUCACAUGAAUUGCUUCUUGCGAGGAAAGAAUAUCAUGCUCGUUACCAGAAAUCACUCGAAGAGGAUGUCGCAUCUCACACAACAGGGGACUUCCGAAAGUUGUUAUGGCCCUUGGUGACGAGCUACAGAUACGAAGGGGAUGAAGUGGACAUGUCGCUUGCAAAAUCAGAAGCCAAGUUACUCCACGAUAAAAUUAUAGAUAAGUUUUACAACGAUGACGAUUUCAUCAGAAUUCUCACUACAAGAAGCAAAGCACAAAUCAGUGCAACACUGAAUCAUUAUAAAGAUGAGUUUGGACAAGAGAUUAACAAGGAUUUGAAAGCUGAUCCAAACGACGAGUUUUUAAAGUUACUACGAGCCAUUAUUAAAACAUUGACUAAUCCUGCUAAGUACUAUGAGAAGUUGGUAAGGUUAGCAAUCAAUAGACAAGGGACGGAUGAGACUGCACUAACAAGGGUUGUUGCUACACGAGCUGAAUUUGAUAUGAAAAUCAUAAAAGAAGAAUAUAAAAAACGAAACAGUGUCUCUCUAUAUGAAGCCAUUGCGAAAGAUACUAGAGGAGACUAUGAAGACAUGCUUCUUGCUCUCAUCGGUUCUAGUGAGGCUUAAAAACAAGCUUAAAAUCGUUUCUAGUUUACCGAUAUCAGA
Erigeron canadensis is the source of this 990-nucleotide messenger RNA. Its product is annotated as annexin D2-like. The transcript has 5 exons. Bases 1 to 951 code for a protein of 316 amino acids. The record is from RefSeq and is a predicted model, not a curated record. Gene Ontology annotation, cellular component: cytoplasm. Gene Ontology annotation, molecular function: calcium ion binding; calcium-dependent phospholipid binding. Lineage: Eukaryota; Viridiplantae; Streptophyta; Magnoliopsida; Asterales; Asteraceae.